ACUUGGCGGGGGCGGGCGAGAGGAGCGAGCGGCGGGCGGGCCGCGGAGACGCUCGUCCGCGAGCGAGCGGCGCGCCUUGAGCCUCGCGGGCCGCCAUCCCGGAAGUGGAAGGUAGAGACUUGCAGUCCUCCCGGAUUCCGGGUGCGGGUUCCUAGGACCUGUCUGAGGUGUGUCUUGACCUCCUGGAGGGACCGGGAGACUUGCGUCGCCUCACCGGGAAGAGCGAGCAUCUCCCGUGAGCUCUUCCGGCGCAGGGCCGUCUGCUCUGGCCGGAUGGCGACCUCAGUUUCGGUGAUGAUCUGAUACUUGGGUGGCUUACCAUGGCCCAGCGGGCACUGUGGCUCAUACGCCACGAACCGGGAACUCCACUCGGUGGCACCGUCAGAUUCUCCAGACGAUAUCCUACUGUUGAAAAGAGAGCCAAAAUCUUGAAUGGACAGAGUUAUGUUCCUGUACCUGAAGAUGGUCCCUUUCUUAAGGCAUUACUCUUUCAACUUAGAUUAUUGGAUGAUGAUAAAGACUUCGUGGAGAGGCGUGAUAGCUGUUCAUACAUCAAUAAAUCAUCUGUCUAUGGACUUUUAGUAGGAGGAGAAGAACUCUGGCCAGUCAUUGCUUUUCUGAGGAAUGAUAUGAUAUAUGCAAGUGUUCCACUAAUUGAACAAGCUCUGUCCCCUCGCCCAUCUUUAAUUAGUAUUAGUGGAAUUUCACAAGGCUUGGAACUGCUUUUUGGGAUACAGGAUUUUCUUUACUCAAGUCAGAAAAAUGACACUGACUUAAACACAAAAUUGAGUCAAUUGCCUGACUUGCUUCUGCAGGCUUGCCCAUUGGGUACUUUAUUGGAUGCUAACUUGCAGAAUUCAUUGACUAGUAUUAAUUGCUCUUCUGUGACUCAGCCACAAAAACAGCCAGCAUGGAGAGUUGGAGCAUACAAAGGAAAACCACAGAUUUCUAUUUCUAUCAGUGAAAAAGUAAAAUGCAUGCAGUAUGGUAAACAGGAUAUCGCAGACACAUGGCAAGUUGUUGGAACGGUCGCUUGCAAGUGUGAUUUGGAAGGAGUCAUGCCAAAUGUUACCAUCAGCUUGAACCUUCCCACCAAUGGCUCUCCACUUCAAGAUAUUAUCGUUCACCCUUGUGUGACUUCUCUUGAUUCUGCCAUUCUGACUUCCAGUAGCAUUGAUACAGUGGAUGAUUCUGCGUUUAGUGGGCCUUAUAAAUUCCCAUUCACUCCGCCUUUAGAGUCUUUCAACUUAUGCCACUACACUUCUCAGGUCCCUGUCCCACCAAUACUGGGUUCUUAUCACAUGAAAGAAGAAGAAGUACAACUAAAAAUAACAGUUAAUUUAAAACUUCAUGAAAGUGUAAAAAAUAAUUUUGAAAUCUGUGAAGCUCAUAUACCUUUUUACAACAGAGGUCCAAUUACCCAUUUGGAAUACAAAGUUAGUUUUGGCCAACUUGAGGUAUUUCGCGAAAAAAGCUUAUUGGUCUGGAUUAUUGGGCAGAAGUUCCCCAAAUCAAUGGAAAUUAGUCUUUCUGGAACUGUAACUUUUGGAGUCAAGGGCCAUAACAAGCAGCCAUUUGAUCAUAUUUGCAUUGGAAAUACAGCAUAUGUAAAGCUUCAUUUCAGGAUCUCAGAUUAUACACUCACUGGAUGUUAUGCAGAUCAGCAUUCGGUUCAAGUUUUUGCAUCAGGAAAACCAAAAAUAAGUGCAUACCGGAAACUAAUUUCUUCUGACUAUUACAUCUGGAAUUCUAAAGCACCUGCUCCAGUAACAUAUGCAUCAUUGUUACCAUGAUUUUCUCAUAUUCAAAUGGGAUUUAGAUGAUGGUAAUAUUCUGUAGUAAAAUCAUAGUAUUUUUAUUUCUUACAUGUAUUCAUAUCACCUGUGACUGAAAAAUCACUGAUUUCUUUAUCCAAACAUUCAUAUCUGUCGGUUUUAGUCUGAUACAAUGUGAAAGAAUAUUUUCAAGGCUAAUGUCUCCAUUUUUUGUUACCCUCUGUCUGUCUUCAUGCCAGUAUGACUCAGAACACAUAAAAGUAGUGAUUCAUUUUGAAUUACGAUCA
Molecule: messenger RNA, 2062 nt
Organism: Peromyscus eremicus (cactus mouse)
Lineage: Eukaryota; Metazoa; Chordata; Mammalia; Rodentia; Cricetidae
Gene: Ap5m1
Product: adaptor related protein complex 5 subunit mu 1
Exons: 8
Coding region: 321-1793 (490 amino acids)
Biological process (GO): endosomal transport
Cellular component (GO): AP-type membrane coat adaptor complex; late endosome; lysosome
Source: RefSeq, a predicted model, not a curated record